UUUCAGUUUCAGCUCGUCCGUUCAGGGGAUGCGCAUUGUCGAAGUAACUACAGCCUGUCCGAUAGGUUUUAAUUAUAAAUGAAAUCAAGUGAAUUACGUAAGCGACACACUAAAGCCAAAGCUUCGGAUCUAAGUCUUCAGCAUACCAACAUGUCGGAGUCACGCGCGAGCGACAGUGUGGGUCUACGCCGCUUCCUCACCUAUGCGCUCCUCCUUCUCAUCAUUCUAACGGUCACGUUCAACGCUCUUGCUGGAGUCGGUGUUGAUCCGUUCAACCACCGGACUGGGUCUGUCUCGGAUCGCUUCCCCACUUGCUUCACUCCUGCAGGCUACACCUUCAGCGUGUGGAGUGUCAUCUACAUCGCAUUGAUUCUGAUCGUCAUUUAUAGCAUUAGUCUUUUGUUCCGGAAAGUGGCAGACUCAGAUGAGGCAGUUUGGCGUCUGGGCGGCGCAGUGUCGCCUGCCUUCCUCAUCUUCUAUAACCUCAACCUGAUCGCGAACAUCGCCUGGCUCUUCGCCUGGGACCGACUCCUGCUCACUGGUUCUGCUGUCGGGUUACUGCUCAUCGCCUUCACAAACAUCAUCGCUCAGGCUGUCGCUUGCUACUCGUAUGCGAAGGCAGCUCCAGUUCUGUUGGAGCGCUCGAGACGAGACUUUUGGUGCGGCCUGCUGGUGGUGAACGGCUACGCCCUCUACUGCACCUGGACCUUCCUGGCCUCCCUCCUCAACCUCAGCAUCUUCCUCAUUCACGAAGUAGAAAUUGACGACGAGUUGGUCUGCACCGUGAUGCUCUCCGCCAUCCCUGCCGUGAUGCUCGUCUACGCCUUGCUCGAGGCGCUCUACUUCGUGCGCUCCCUCAACGCGCUCGUCACGCCAUUUUUCAUAUACCUGUGGGCAUCCAUUGGUAUCUACAUGAAGGAUCGCGAGGAUGACUCAGGUCCUCUAUACGAACUGAAGAUCUUCAACAUCGCGCUGGCCGCGGCGCUGUGUCUGCAGCGCGUGGUCGUCGUGUUCCUUCGUAACCGAGGCAACGCUAUCAAUCGCUUAAACGCCGCGCAUGUUUCUUCGCCGAAAAAUUAAAGGCAUUUGCUGUUAUUAAUUGCAAAUCCUGGUGCUGCGGCGGGAAAUAAACAAAGAACAAGAGAGAAAACCCUUAAGUCUUCGUGAUACUUAAUAAACAUAUCGACAAGUACAUAUAUCAUGUGGGUGCUGGGCAAUAAUGUCACUGCCCCUUUAAUAGGUAGUUAGGCUUGGUGUUUUUUGUUAGCGAAUGUAGAACAAAAGGCUGAAACUAAAAUUUCAAAUUAAAUUGGAGUGUGAACUACGUAAUGAAUUUUA
Molecule: messenger RNA, 1338 nt
Organism: Hyalella azteca
Lineage: Eukaryota; Metazoa; Arthropoda; Malacostraca; Amphipoda; Hyalellidae
Exons: 8
Coding region: 79-1080 (333 amino acids)
Source: RefSeq, a predicted model, not a curated record